Molecule: messenger RNA, 7746 nt
Organism: Aureococcus anophagefferens
Lineage: Eukaryota; Pelagophyceae; Pelagomonadales; Pelagomonadaceae
Exons: 5
Coding region: 1-7746 (2581 amino acids)
Molecular function (GO): lipid binding; oxidoreductase activity
Source: RefSeq, a predicted model, not a curated record
AUGGGCCUCGCCGGCCGCGCCCUCAUCGUCGCCGCGCUAACCGCCGCGGACCCGACCGCUGAGACGCUUCGGGAGUGGAUCGGCGCCAUGAAGAUUAAUGUCCCGAGCCGCUACGAGGACACCUUCAGCGGCGUCAAGAUCAAGGUGUCGGACAUGCAGUGCGAGGAUUUGGUCGUCGGCGCCAUGGCCGCGGCGUACGAGGCGCCGCGGUCGCUCGCGUUCCGCUUCGACGGCAUCGAGGCGAGCUGCGAGGGCGACUACGACUGGAAGUACGAGAGCUGGGUCGGCAACAUCAAGGGCGACGGCAAGCUGCGCGCGUCGAUCCACCGCACGUCGGCGGCGUUCACCGUGACGAUCAACGCCGACGACUGGGGCGCGCCGACGGAGCUCGUGACGGCGGACUGCGCCAUGGAUUUGGCCGUCGACGACGUCGACGUCCGCGGCGACCCGGUCGGCGACGCGGCGAACCUCUUCGUGGACUCGUUCACGGACUGGUUCCUCGAGGACAUCGAGGGCUUCGUCUGCGACAGUCUGGAGGAGUACGUCUACGCGAACGUCGGGUCCCUGUUGAAGGACGCGGGCCUGCAGAACUGCGAGUGCUGCGACCGCGACGACGGCGUCGCGCCCUUCGACGACGACGCCAUGGACGCGGCGCCGCGCGACGCCUGGGUCGACUGGCACGGCUUCUUCGCCAACGCCUCGGGCCCGGGCGCGCGCGCGGCGCGCGACGUGAACGCCGCGCGGAAGUCGUCCGGCACGUCCACGGGCGACGUCUUCGGCAUUUUGCUCGACGCCGCGGCGGACGCGGGCGCGGCCCUCGCGGGGCCGGACCCCCUCGUCGUGAACGGCAGCUUCGACCUCCUCGCGGAGCGGGACGCGCCGUCGCGCGGCGACGACGACGACGGCGCCGCCGCGUCCGACGACAACGCGUGGAACGCGACGGAGGCGACCUACGUCUACGUGCGCAGCUCGACCCAGCGCACCGACGAGUGCCUCGAGGUGGACGCCUUCGGUUCCGCGCUCUGCGUCGGGUCCGCGCCCCAGCGCCUCGUCGUUCGGCGCGCGCGCGCGCGGGCCGCCGCGCGGACGGACUGGGGCGCGGCCGCGACGGUCUCCGCCGGUUCGUUGACCGCCUUCCGCCCCAACGCGACGCGGGCGAGUUUGCACGUCGCCCUGGCCGACGAGGUCGCCCCCUUCCUCCUCGCGUCCGCGAACAACUCCUGCGUCGCGCUCGGCGAAGAACCGGAGCUGCGAACGUGCGACUCGUCGUCCGAGGACCAGGUCUUCGUCCGCGGCCGCGUGGACGACCUCCCGGUCCUCGCGAGCUACGCCGACGCCGUCACGCCCGGCGCGGCCCUGCGCUGCCUGUCGCUGAGCGGCGCCGCCUACGUCGUCGCGGACUGCGAGACCGCCGGGUCGCUCGACGCCGCGGGCGCGGAGGACGCGCUGAGCUACGCGGCGGGCAUGGAGUCGGCCCUCGUCGAGUUCUUCCUCGAGGAUCUGACGGACGAGACGACGGGCCGCCUCUGCUGGACGGUGGACCGCGGCUCCGCGGCCGCCGCCGACGACGGCGGCGCGCUCUACGUCACGACGGCCGUCUGCGACGCGUUCUUCGACGACCUGGGCAACGCGAGCCGCGCGAACGCGACGGACCUGCUCUGGUCCUUCGCGGCGCUGGGCGGCGCCGUGACCCACGACGCGACGGGCUACUGUUUGGACACGCGCGGCUCCGCGACGGCGCGGAACGCGCGCGUCGUCGCGCGGCCGCCGCCCUGCGACGCGCCCACGGCCGUCUGGCGCCUCGAGACGCCGGCGGACUACUACGAGACGCACGCCGCCGGCGACGACGACUGGGACUGGCGCUGGGAGGCCGUCGAGCACGCCGCGUCGGGGCUCUGCGUCGACGUCCAAUCCGGGUCGACGGCGCCCGGCGCGACGCUCCAGCUCUACGACUGCAACGGCGGCACGGCGCAGACCUUUAGCGUCGUCGAAUACUUCGAAAAGGUGGACAAGCGGCUGGGCGUCUCCGGGCCCGACAUGUUCGCGAACGCGAGUCUACUGGUCGGCGAAACCGUCGUGACGUCCGCGCUCGGCCCGCUCGCGGCCAUCCCGCGGGACCGGCUGCGCGCCUACGCGCGCACGGACGGGGCCACGGACGACGCCGCGGCGCUGGGCCUGGGGCUGCCCGCGGACGCGGCGUUCCACGCGGAGACGACGAUGUCGGUGCGGUUCGCGUUCGGCGAUUUGGGCGAGUGGAUCGUCCAGCGGUCGGGGAGCCCGCUGCUGGACUUUCGGCUGGACCUGGCCCUGGACGUCUGGGCCCUGGCCGUGGACGUGAUCCUCGCGCUGGGCGUCGACGCGAACGCGACGAAGGCCGGCGUCGGCGCGUGGGAAGUCGGCGACGCGUUCUCGCUCGACUGCCUGCGGACGGCGCUCCGGAUCCAGGACGCGCGCUUCGACUGGAUCUACGUCAACUACACGCGCACGCCCGUCGACGUCGUGGCCUCGACCUUCGCCGCGCGGCGGGGCGGCGACCUCAACUACGACCUCGAGGACGACGUCGCCGCGACGAUCAUUCCCGCGACCGUCGACCUCAUCGAGCACGGCUUCUGGGACUUUAGCCACUGCGCCGUCGACGAGUUCGUGCGCACGGACGGGCGGUCCGGGGCCACGGCGGCGGCGCGGCGGGCCGUCGCCGCGACGGCGACGGCGCCGCGCGUCGCGGCGACGUGCGCGGCCGACUGCGCGGCCCGGCCGGACUGGGCGGCCGCGGAGGACGACGGGGCCCUCGUGGCGCUCAACGAAAGCUCGCUCGCGCGGCGCGUCGCGCGCUACGCCAACGGCUUCGACGUCGCGGAGACCGCGCGGUCCCUGGCGACGUACGCGGCGGGCUCGUCCGUCGCGUCCUACGACGACGAGCCCGACGCGGUGUCCGGCACCGCGCGGGACCGCUUCCGCCAGCGCGUCGCCCGCGACGACGACCACCUCAUCGUCGUCGCCAAGGAGGCCGAGGCCGUGCGCAUCAGCGUCAUGGCGACGACGCUGCGGUUCUACGACGUUUUUAUCGCGGACGCGGAUCGUUCCCUGGCGAAUCUCACGCUCUUCCCCGGCGGCGCGAGCGCCCUCGAGACCCAUCAGCGCUUCAACCUCGCCGAGGCCCGCGUGGGCUACGACGCGCCGCCGGACUCGACCGCGGGCCUGUCGGCGGGGCUGUCGGUCGACGUCGAAUCGCCGCUCGGCGACGCGUCCAUCGCGUUCAACGUGACCUUCGAGCGCGUGCGCCUCGACGACUUCGAGGUCGAGGCGUGGGUGGACGGGUCGUCGCUGAACGCGCUGAGCGGCGACGACCUGGGGCUCGGCGAGGUCUUCUCGUCGGCGGGCUCGUUGAGCCUCGAGUGCCUCGCGGCGUCGCUGGAGGGCGUCCGCGUCGUCGACGCGCCGAAGCUCCACGUCGGGUCCGUCCGGGCCCGGGCCUGGAGCGACCGCGAGAACAUCGACGGCGUCGUCGAGUCCGCGGUGCAGUCCGCGGCGUUUCUUAUCGGAGAAUACGCGGACGCGGCCGACAUGCGGACGGAGCUCGUCUGGCUCUUCAACGACGUGCUGGACGCGCGCCUCGCCGACGUCAAGGACGCCUGCGUGGCGCAGCGCCCGGGCGCGCCCGUGGCGGACCGGCGCGACGUCCGGGGGGAGCGGCCCACGGCGAAGGCGCGGCGCGACGCCGAGGGGUUCCACGGCGGCCUGAAGCUGACCUACGAGAUGCUCACGGUCGUCGGGCUCCUCGCGUCCAUGUUCCUGAGCUUCGGGCUCAUCUGGGCGAAGCGCCGCGCGCGGCCCGCGGUGCGGCGCGCGCUGCGGAAACGCGCGCGCGACCCGAAGCCGUCGGCGGACGGCCUCGCGGUCCCGGGGCUCCGCGACGCCGCGUUCGACGACGAGGCCAAGGCCGCGAGCGACGACGACGUUUUGGCGGACCGCGACGGGAGCUUCGUCGUCGAGGAGGCCGUCGGCGACGCGACGGCGAACGACGAGCUCGGGGGCUACCGGAGGCCGCGGCGGCCGUCGCUCAUCGCCGAGGCGCCCCUGCCGCGGCCGCUCAAGGCGCUGCUGCUCCUGGUCAUGGUCUGCAACACGGGUUUGUUAGUCGCGUCGAACGUGUCCGUCGCCGCGGAGGUGCGGCUGCGGCUCAAGUUCUACCUCGAGGGCGCGGGCGAGAAGACCAUCUGGGUCGACACGGGCUCGAAAUUCUCGCUCGCGGAGUCCGUCGAGGAGCUCUGGCACUCGGGGAGCUACCUCCUCGCGCUCCUCAUCGCGCUGCUCAGCGGCGCCUGGCCCUACCUCGAGAUCUUCCUGCUGAUCUGGGGCUACACGCGGUCCGGCCUCGACCCGCGGACGCGCGAGAAGGUCUGGCGCACGGUGGAGAUGCUCUCGAAGUGGUCGUUCAUCGACGUGUUCACGGUCGUCUUUCUCGUCGUGGCCUUCUACGUCCACGCGCCCAUCGACGCGCCGGGCGCGUCCUUCGACUUCGAGACGUUCGUGGAGAUGCGGACGGGGUUCUACGCGUUCUGCGUCGCGACCCUGACGUCCAUGGCCCUCGGCCAGGUCGUGCUCUACCUCCACCGCGAGGUGCACCACUACGGCCGGCGCUUCGGCGACGAGAGCGACCGCGUCCACGACGCGCGGUCCCUGCCAAAGGGCGCGCCCGCGGCCGCGGACGGCGACGACGGCGUCCACGACGCGCGGUCCCUGCCCGAGGGCGCGCCCGCGGCCGCGGACGGCGACGACGACGCCGCGAGCGACGGCUCGAGCGACGGCGGCGACCGCGCGGACGAGGAGCUGGCGUCCCUGAAGACGUCCAUCGUCGAGAUGCUCACGCCCGAGGACCGGAGCGUCGACGACGACGACAUCUUCCCGCGCAUGGAGCCCGUCGCGGCCGCGGCGCGGUGCGCGCCGCUCCGGUCGCACCGGUACAAGGGGCGGCGGCCGCGCUGGUGGCAGGCGGCGGUCGCGCCGCUCUUCGCGGGCGUCUUCGCCAUGCUCGCCUACGCUUUCACCGUCGACGUGAUCCGCUUCGAGGUCGGCGGCGCCGCGGGGUUCCUCAUCGACGAGACGCGGACGGGCGAAGCGACGCGCGACUACUCGGCGGCGGGCGCGAUCUUCGCGCUGCGGGGCUGCACGCCGGAGGACGGCUGGCGGCCCCUCGUGCGGUUCCUGACCUGGGUGUCGGCCAUCUUCGCGUUCCUGAUCCCGCUGGCCCACUGCGUCGUCUUGGUGUUGCUCUACGGCGUCCCGCUGCCGCCGUCGGCGCAGUCGAAGCUGCUCGCGGCGGCGGACGUGCUCUACGGCUGGAGCAGCCUCGACGUUUUUGUGGUUUCCGUCGUCGCGGCGGCGACGCAGUUCGGCGACGUCGCGACGUCGUUGGCGAAGGACGAGUGCAAGGACGUCGACGGCCUCCUCGCGACGUUCUUCGAUUCGACGCUCGGCGACGACGCGUCGUGCUUCACGCUCGCGCUCGAGGUGCUCGACGGCUGCUUCCUGUUGACGCUGGCGUGCCUGUUCCACAUGGUCGCGGGCCACCUGGCGGGCAACGUCACGGCCGCGGCCGUCGCGGAGCGGCUCGAGGAGGCGGCGGCGACCGCGGAGGCGCCCGCGCCGCCGCCGCGGUCCGCGCUGGAGCUCGUCGCGCAGAAGGACGGCGACGCGUCGAAUGAUUACACGACGCGCAUCGGCCACCCCAUCGCCGGCCAGCUGCCCUGGGUCGACGCGACGCACGUCGUCGUCGACGUCGCGCGGCCCUUCACGCUCCGCGCCAAGGGCGCGCGGUCCGCCUGCGAGGCGACGACCUGGACGCUGACGGACGCGGGCGGCCGCGCGGUACGCCUCGACGGCGCGAAGCCCGAGCCCGUCACGCUCGACGCCGCCGGCGCCUACGCGCUCGUCCUCGAGGAGGCGGCCUGCGCGGGCGGCGAGGCGCGGCGCGUCGACGGCGAACUCUUCGCGCUCCACGUGCGCCGGGAGCUCCGGGAGCUGUCGCGGGACGAUUUAGACGCGACGCUCGACGCCAUGGAGGUGCUCUGGCGCGUCGACGGGCCCGCGGGACGCAAAAAAUACGGCCCCAACUACACGAGCGUGCACGAGCUCGCGAACAUCCACCUGCAGAACGCGGGGCAGCGCGACGCGGACCACUUCCACGAGGGAUUUGGGUUCCUCUCGCAGCACGCGAAGAUGUCCUUCGUCUUCGAGAAGGGCCUCCAGGCCGUCGACAAAGCCCUGACGCUGCCCUACUGGGACCAGACCAUCGAGAACGCGCAGCUCUGGCGCGGCGAGCUCGACGACGAGUACCACACGGACAUCUUCUCGCCGCGCAUGUUCGGCACGAUUAACCAUUCCUGGGUCGACCUCGACGCGAGCGACUGGCGCGAGCCCAUGUACGCCAAGUUCGCCAUCCAGGACGGCCGCUGGGCCUUCGAGCGCGUCGGCACGGUCGCGGACGCACCGCCGGGGUCGCCCGCGAACGCCUACGGUCUGCUACGGACCCCGUGGAACCAGAACCCGAGCCCGUACGUGACGCGCUUCGCGACGAACCGCCGCUUCCCGAACUGCAUGAUGGUCUUCGCGGUCGUCAAGCCGCCGCCGCAGCAGGCGCCGGCGCUCCGCACGGCCGCGUGGUGGAUCCGGAACGUCGAAUUCCUACCGCACGGGCCCGCGCACGCGGGCAUCGGCGGCGGCAUGAAGUGGAACACGCAGGCGACAGAGACCGCGCUGCGGCGCUCGGGCCUGGCGAAGCGCGUCGGCGAGCUCGCGGCCCAGCCCAGCGUCGCGCGGACCUUUGCGCAGAUCCAGCCCUUCGCGUCGCACCGCGCGCUGUGGCGGCACCACUUCAUCGACUUUCCGGACGCGUGCGCCGGGCCGGCGACGUCCUGCGUCGCGUCCGUCGCGCCGGGCGUCACCGACGAGGCCCUGGGGCGCGAGAUCGUGCGAGCGCAGCUCUCCGCGGACAUGAAGAACGCCGUCGCGUCGCGCGUCGACGAGCUCGCGACGCCCAGGGGCUUCGGCAAGGUCGGCCGGGCGUUCCGCGACCACAUGGUCGGCUUCCUCUCCGGCGACCACGCGUCCCUCGCGCUGGACCCCUCGUUCUGGCCCAUCCACCCGGCCGUGGAGCGCGUCUACAUGUUCCGGCUCCUCCACGGCGGCUUCUCCAACGAGUCGUGGACCGCGACGGACGACGCGCCGUGCUCCAAGGGCGGGCCCAUGCGCGCGCACCCGGGGGACGCGGCCGACGCGUGCUACCGGCCGGACCGCAAGAACGCGAGCGCCCCGCCGGACGAGUGGGUCGGCGACGGCUGCUGCUACGGCCACCGCGAGCGCGACGGCUGGUACGAGGCGUUCCCGCACAAGACGGGCGGCAUCGAAAACCAGGAGAUGCUCGGCCUGCUCGACGUGCGGACGCGCGGGCCCUUCGUGGACCGCGGCGCGCCGGUCUACCACCACCUGCGCUGGGACCACUGCGAAUGGGCCUGGCGGACGCCGGCCCAGAAGACGUGGACGGGGUCGUGCACGAACGUGAAGGCCACGGCGUCGUCGCGGCCCACGGGCGACAGCGGCAGCGUCGCGCGGUCCCGGGCGCAGUUCCGGUCCCAGCGCACGCACUGCUCGCCCAGGCACGCGCACCGCGCGUCGACGGCCGCGCGGAGCACGGCGCCGAGCUCGCGCGUGAACGUCGUCGACCCCGCCUUCUGGUUCCCGACGUAG